Molecule: messenger RNA, 829 nt
Organism: Arabidopsis arenosa
Lineage: Eukaryota; Viridiplantae; Streptophyta; Magnoliopsida; Brassicales; Brassicaceae
Source: the annotation of a GenBank genome assembly
AACAAUUUUUAUCUUUCUCUGUACUUAGACUCCAACGUCAUAACCAAAACUAUAAUAAAAAUGAAGACUCAUGAUUUCAUGAACGUCAACUCUUUCUCUCCAAAGGAAAGACCCAUUCGCCUCUUUGGCUUCGAGUUUGGAGCUUCUCAUGAAGAAUCUGAGUCCAAAGACUGUUACAACGAGAACAAUGAAAGCAUCAAAGACGAUAACAAAGAAAAAAGAUUCAAGUGCCACUAUUGUUUCCGGAACUUCCCUACUUCACAAGCCCUAGGCGGCCAUCAAAACGCUCACAAGAGAGAACGUCAACAAACCAAACGCUUCAACCUCCAUUCAAAUGCAGCCGCUUUCUUUCACCGCCACCAAAACCACAUUGCUGCUUCUAGGUUCUACGAGGAUCGCUUUAGCCUUGAAGCUGCUCGAAUAAACGACGCGAGAUUAGGGUUAUGUAGUAGGUAUAACUCAUCCGCAAGUUUUAAUCGCGACCGUUCAUCUUAUAAUAGAUAUAUGCCUUGGUUCAUCGGUGAUCGCCAGACUAGACCGACGUAUGUUGGUGGUGGUAGCAGCAGCCAUAGUCUGUUUUGCGAGUCCAAGAAGAAUGUACCGGACCACGUGAGUUUGGAUCUACGCCUCUAGUUCCAUUCUUUUUGUAUCUCUAGUCCUUUUUCCCUUCUUUUUAAUAGUUUUUUUUAGUUUAAUCUACUUAUGAUAGUUGAUCCCCGUAGACAUCAAAUAAUAAUAACAGUUAAACAAGUUUAUGGAGAUGAAUACAGAACUCUCAACGGUGAGCUUGUAUAUAGUUAUCUACUUUAAAUAGAGCUAAAACGUGUUA